UGAUGUUAAUACUGCAUUUUAUCAUAUCUCUUACCAAAAUGAUUUAAAUAUCUUUGAUGUCUCAGUGUGAACAUGUUAUUUAUUGUGAAUAUCAAUCCUGAACAAUCUCGUGUUUUGAUGGUGUGGGCAGUUAUGAUUAACAGAACAUUGUGUCGAAAUAUUAAAGCCAAUGGGCCAGACGUGAAAUUCCAACCCAAAUUGAUUUUCUUAUUGUGCCUAUGCAUGAUAUUGGCAUUUAUUUUUGUGUUUCAGGGAGUUAAAUCAAACAUACCUCGACUCUCUUGGAGUUGCCAUGUUGGAAGGGUUUCUAGAACCUUAUCAUAAAAGGCCACUUACCAUGGGAGAGAUUGGUUGUUUCCUCAGCCACUAUUUCAUAUGGGAAGAUGCAGCAAAAAACAAUUACCAGAAAGUCCUUGUGUUUGAGGAUGAUGUGAGAUUUGAGCCAUUCUUUGUCACAAAGCUGCAGUCUUUACUUAAAGAAAUUGAAGACAAUAAACUGGAAUGGGAAUUAAUCUACCUGGGUAGAAAACGGAUGUGGCAUGCUGAUGAACCGCCAGUGGAUGGUUUCCAGAGUCUGGUAUGGGCAGAUUAUUCCUACUGGACACUCAGUUAUAUGGUUUCUCAACAGGGGGUCAAGAAACUGCUGGACCAGAAACCACUGGGAAAGAUGUUACCUGUGGAUGAAUACAUCCCCAUUAUGUUUGACAGACAUCCAGAGGAAAAAUGGAAGAAUCAGUUUUCACCAAGGAACCUCAAAGGAAUGUCGACAUCUCCUUUGUUAGUUUUCCCCACACACUAUACAGGGGAAAAUAACUAUAUAUCGGACACAGAAGACUCUCAUGUGAUCAGUGAAGAACAAGAUCAUUCAAAUGAAGAUUUAGAAGGCAAACCAGAGGGACCAAGGUUACCCAACAUUCUGGGACCGGAUACAAGAGAUGAAUUAUAGUGAAGAUUCAGUGUAUGUGGUUCCAUCUCACACAGCUAUUAAUUUUUUUUCUUUUUAAGAAUCUCCUUAAGUAUAGAUUUUUUUUCACAGGUCAAAGACUCUGAGAUAACCACUCCUUUAGUUUUCUUUUAUAUCUGUUUGAAAUAUUUUAAGUUAAGAUAUCAUUUGAGAAAUGUUUGGAAUUUUUAUCGGAAAUGUCACAAUUUCAGUUUAAUUAGAUUCAAGCAAAACGGUAAUAUUAACCUUUUGUCACUAGUAUAAUUGUUUUAUUUUUUAAUGCACAUUUUAAGGCAAUGCAAAUGUACAUAGCUGUAUGAUUUAUUAGUUGUUUAGACUGUAUUUCAGUGCAAUUUAGUCGAUACCAGUGUCAUAGCAUUGAAAAUGAUGGUACCUAUAGCAUUUUCAGCUUAUUGGGCUUCCUAUAGAUAAAAGUGGCUACCAAGGAAAAAUUAAAAAUUACAUUUAUUAAAUUUGUCAGCUUUUAUGAAUAUUGCAUGAUUGAAUACAAAUGAUACUUGCCGAACAGGAAAAUAUUGCAUAUUAAUUUGUUUAAGUGAUAUUACUUUGUUUUUCAAAAAGUGUACAAUUUUUUUUUCCAAAUGAAUUGUGGUAACUUUUGUAAGUGAUAAUAUGAAAGUUCCCUUUAUGGCAUUUGUCAUUACUUUUUGUCUUACAAAAUACUGAAAAAAAGUAGUUAGAAUAGUUGAGGUUGUUUUAUGGAUUUUUAUUUAUGAAAUUGCAAUCAUUAAUAAAUUCUCACACAGACUCCAUUCUCGAAGUUAUAUGUGGAAUAUUGGAUCAGAAAAGUUAUCAAUCAGGUAUAAUAUAUUGUGAUGUCUCUUUCUUUUGGGUAGCAUGUUUAUGGUGAGAUUUUUUGUGUUAUGUGAUCAUGGCCUUUUUAUUCCUUCUUUCUUUUUCUGGGGUCCUCUUAACCCCACAAUACUUAUUAUAAGAUAUUGAUUGUGAGCCUAUCAACAUUUUAUGUCUCCAGCAAAUGAAUACAACAUACUUUUAGUGUGUUUCCAUGUUCCAAAGCCUGAUAUAGAUUGAAACUAAUGUAGACUAUGUAUAAUUAUGUAAAUUAUACAGACUGAUAUUUUAGGAGAAAGAGGUUUCUUUCCUUACAUCUUGAUGAGAUACUAUUUAGGUUGAGAUUUAUAAAAUCAAAAGAAAACUCUAAUCUAGAGUAGAAAUAUGUGAAACUGUUUACAUUUAAAUUUAAGCAUAAAGCAACAAUAGUUUUUUACAAGGGCACACUCCCACGUUUAUUUGUAGCAGUAAGAGGUUCUUCAGUACUCAAAAUGGAGUCCAUUUACUAAAGUGGUUAGUUAUUUGUUAUAAUUGUUUGUGUUUUGCAGCUCUGAGGGGUUAUUUUUCUGCAAUAUGGCAAUCAUUAGGAAAUUAUUUUUUGGGUUAUUUGUUUAAAGUGUGUUUGGAAAAAUGCUAUGGCGCACACAGGAAUGCGCAGGCACGUGCAGAUGUUAAUAUAUAUUCGUAGCAGGGUGUGCAGUACUCGAGUGGAGUCCAUUUAUUUAGAGUAACUUGUAAGUCAGGUCAUUAAUUUUUCAGCUUGGGAGGUUUUAUUUUUAUGCAGUAUUGCAAUAAUUAGGGAAUGGUUUGGGGGCUUUGGCAAAAUGCUAGGAAUUGAAUUUGUCUGCUUUGUUUGUUCUGUCUAUGUAGAUUUUGCAUAGGGAAUUCACGUUUAGGUAAUAUAGCAAACUGUACAGCAUUACUUUUAAAGUUUAUAAAUCGAAUGCAACUGAACUUUGACUGUGAAAAUGUAUGAAUGUGUGUAAGUGCUUAGUUAUGUGAUAUUGUUGGAAGAUUGCUUUGUAGAUAUCAAGCUUUUUGUUCUGAACAUUAGGUGAUUUGUAAAGUAAAUUUACUCUGUACAAAACUUUUUUCCAUUGUAAAAAUACUCCAACCAAAAGAUACUUCAGUUAUGACAGAAUGAUUGCUAGACACAUUCUCUUUGAUUUUUAGCCUUGUUUUCAUUAGAAUCUUCUAUACAGCAAUUAUCAAACAAUAAAAAAUAUACUCCAAAUGUUACUUUGACAUAAGAUAAGUUGGUAUGUAACUGGAGUUAUGUUUGUGCAAAAAAAUCUAAGUUUGUCAUUAUAAAAACAAUAAACAUAGGUUUAAAAUAUUUUAGCUUGUAGUUUGGUCAGAAAAACUAUGUAUAUGACUGUAUGAGAGUGUGGUAGAGGGUAUGGGAAGUUGUGAUAUUAGAGUAGUAAAUGUAGUUUGGUUUUUUUUUUCAAUCAUUAGCUUUCGAAUUAGAAUAGUUACAUAAUUUUAGUGGUCAGAAUCAUGACAAGCAUUGUUAGAAUUUGGGUUUAAAGAAAAAGCCAGAAUAAAGCACAGUCUUGUGCUUAAGAAUAAA
This is a messenger RNA of Lingula anatina, 3329 nucleotides long. Its product is annotated as procollagen galactosyltransferase 1. Gene Ontology annotation, molecular function: procollagen galactosyltransferase activity. The record is from RefSeq and is a predicted model, not a curated record. NCBI's taxonomy places the organism in Eukaryota, Metazoa, Brachiopoda, Lingulata, Lingulida, Lingulidae.